GUUAAUCCUCUCUUUCUCUCAAUCUCUGAAUAAUUUUUCGCUUUCUCUGCCUAACCACCAUUCAUUGUGAUCUGAGUUUCUGUGUUCGUCUGAUGGUAGAUUCGACUGUUUCACGCGUGCAAUACGAAUCCGAGACUCUUCGCCUUUCGUAUUCGUGAUCUGGAGAUUUGUGUAUAUUCAUUCUCCUUUGUUGUUGUGUUUUUAAAUAAUAAUAAUAAGAAGAAGAAGAGAGAUGUCUAAUUUGUAUGGAGAUUAUAACCAAAAGAUCGAUUACGUCUUCAAAGUCGUGUUGAUCGGUGAUUCUGCCGUUGGCAAAACUCAGCUUCUUGCUCGGUUCGCUAGGAAUGAGUUUAGCGUCGAUUCUAAAGCCACCAUUGGUGUUGAAUUCCAGACUAAAACGCUCGUCAUUGAUAACAAAACCGUCAAAGCUCAGAUUUGGGAUACUGCUGGCCAAGAAAGAUAUAGGGCGGUGACAAGUGCAUACUACCGUGGAGCAGUUGGGGCAAUGUUGGUCUACGACAUGACCAAACGUCAAUCAUUCGAUCACAUGGCUAAAUGGCUGGAAGAGUUACGAGGACAUGCGGACAAGAACAUAGUGAUUAUGCUAAUUGGGAACAAAUGUGAUCUUGGAAGCCUAAGAGCAGUGCCAACAGAAGACGCACAAGAGUUUGCACAAAGAGAAAACUUGUUUUUCAUGGAAACCUCUGCUCUAGAAGCUACCAAUGUUGAAACAGCAUUUUUGACCAUCUUAACAGAGAUCUACCGAAUAAUCAGCAAGAAAUCACUAACGGCUGAUGAUGAUGACGCCGAUGGUAAUUCAAGUCUCUUGAAAGGAACUAGAAUCAUCAUCCCGAGCGAGCAAGAGAGUGGGAAAAGAGGUGGAUGUUGCGGCAAAUCGUAAUUCUACUAGCGAAAGAGAGAAAGAUUGUAUUUUUUGGUUGUUCUUGUUGUUUUUUCUUUGUCCCGCUUUAUAUAUUUUGUUAUUCGUGUUAGGCCAUUUGUUCUUGAAACGAAACAAUAUGCCAAGGUUUACUAGAGAAAGAGUAUGAGGGUGAAACAAGAAGCCCCCAUUUUUUACAUCACAUUUUAUAGAAAAAAAUAACCUUUUAUGAGAUCGUGU
Arabidopsis thaliana (thale cress) is the source of this 1120-nucleotide messenger RNA. It is a transcript of the gene RABA4D, whose product is annotated as RAB GTPase homolog A4D. The transcript has 2 exons. Gene Ontology annotation, molecular function: GTPase activity; GTP binding. Bases 233 to 901 code for a protein of 222 amino acids. Lineage: Eukaryota; Viridiplantae; Streptophyta; Magnoliopsida; Brassicales; Brassicaceae. Gene Ontology annotation, cellular component: cytoplasmic vesicle membrane. The record is from RefSeq and is marked reviewed.